AGUUUCUUAUGCUCAUGUUAAUUCUGCAGCAGUUGCCCCCUAUUUUUUCCGGUACAAAGGUGGUCGGUUUUGUUAUCCGCCAGCAUCAACCUUACUUGAGCUCUACAUCAUCCAUGGCCAUGGCCGAGUAGCCUUCUUUCUUCUUUGUUUGCCUAUUUCCUCUCGCUCGCUACUUUUUACUCUUUGAAAAUUGUUGGAUUUAGUCCUCUUCCGGAAAUGUUGUUCAACGACGCCGUUUCACUCCUCUUCCUCUUCUUCCUUGCCGUUUCAGCGACGGCAGACCCGACUUUCAACGACGACGUUUUGGGUCUCAUCGUUUUCAAGUCUGGACUCGAAGACCCUCUCUCUAAGCUCUCUUCUUGGAACUCCGAAGACUACGAUCCCUGCAACUGGGUCGGUUGCACAUGCGACCCUGCCUCCAAUCGGGUCUCGGAGCUCCGACUUGACUCCUUCUCUCUCUCCGGUCACAUCGGCCGUGGCCUUCUCCGUCUCCAGUUCCUCCACACCUUGGUCCUCUCCAACAACAACCUCACCGGAACCCUAAACCCCGAGUUCCCUCACCUCGGCAGCCUCCAAGUCGUCGAUUUCAGCGACAAUAGUCUCUCGGGUCGGAUCCCAGACGGGUUCUUCGAGCAAUGCGGGUCCUUGAGGUCCGUCUCUUUGGCCAACAACAAACUCACAGGUCCUCUUCCUGUCUCCCUCAGCUACUGUUCUACUCUCAUUCAUCUUAACCUCUCAAGCAAUCAACUUUCUGGGAGAUUACCACGAGAUAUCUGGUUCCUCAAGAGCUUAAAGUCCCUUGAUUUAUCUGCCAAUUUUCUCCAAGGAGAUAUCCCCGAUGGCCUCGGUGGUCUCUACGAUCUCCGUCUCUUUAACCUAUCCAGAAACUGGUUUUCCGGUGACGUUCCUUCCGACAUCGGAAGAUGUCCUUCCCUGAAAUCGCUUGACUUGAGUGAGAACUACUUCUCCGGGAAUCUUCCGGCUUCCAUGAAAAGCCUGGGCUCUUGCCGCUCCAUCCGACUGCGAGGAAACUCUCUCAUCGGAGAAAUCCCUGAUUGGAUCGGUGACAUUGCCACUCUCGAGACUCUUGAUCUCUCCGCCAACAACUUCUCCGGCACUGUCCCAUCCUCCCUCGGAAAUCUCGAGUUUUUGAAGGAACUCAAUCUAUCCGCAAACAUGCUCGCUGGGGAGCUCCCGCAGACCAUCUCCAACUGCUCCAACCUAAUCUCCAUUGAUGUCAGCAAGAAUUCAUUCACCGGAGAUGUGCUUAAGUGGAUGUUCACCGGAAACUCUGAAAGUCCCUCGCUUUCCAGAUUUAGCCUCCACAAAAGAUCAGGGAACGACACCAUUCUGCCCAUCGUCGGAUUUCUUCAAGGUCUCCGGGUCCUCGAUCUGUCUUCUAACGGGUUUUCCGGUGAGUUACCGUCUAACAUUUGGAUCCUCACAAGUUUGUUGCAGCUGAAUAUGUCCACCAACUCUCUGUUCGGUUCCAUACCCUCCGGCAUUGGAGGAUUGAAAGUCGCUGAGAUUCUUGAUUUGAGUUGUAAUCUUCUCAACGGAACCGUUCCUUCUGAGAUCGGAGGAGCCGUCUCGCUGAAACAACUUCAUCUCCAAAGAAACCGCCUCUCCGGCCAGAUUCCGGCACAGAUCUCUAACUGUUCGGCUUUAAACGCAAUAAAUCUGUCGGAGAAUGAACUAUCCGGUGCGAUUCCGGGGAGCAUUGGCAGUUUGAGCAACCUUGAGUACAUUGACCUGUCGAGAAACAAUCUCUCGGGAAGCCUACCAAAAGAAAUAGAGAAACUUUCGCAUCUCUUGACCUUCAACAUCUCCCACAACAGCAUCACAGGGGAGCUGCCAGCUGGAGGUUUUUUCAACACCAUCCCUCUCUCUACCGUCGCCGGAAACCCAUCCCUCUGUGGCUCCGUUGUGAACCGCUCAUGUCUCUCUGUCCACCCCAAACCAAUCGUCCUCAACCCCAACUCCUCCAAUCCAACAAAUGGUCCUGCUCUCACCGGGCAGAUCAGGAAGAGCGUUCUGAGCAUAUCUGCGCUCAUUGCGAUUGGCGCAGCCGCCUUCAUUGCCAUCGGAGUGGUGGCUGUAACUCUUCUCAACGUGCACGCUCGAUCUAGUCUUUCCCGUCACAAUGCAGCUGCUGCUCUCGCUCUGUCGGUUGGAGAAACGUUCAGCUGUUCCCCAAGUAAAGAUCAAGAAUUCGGAAAGCUGGUGAUGUUCUCUGGCGAAGCGGACGUGUUUGACACCACAGGCGCUGAUGCGUUGCUCAACAAGGACUGCGAGCUGGGACGAGGCGGGUUCGGAGUGGUGUACAAAACAAACCUCCAGGAUGGGCGUCCUGUUGCAGUCAAGAAACUGACUGUGUCGGGUCUAAUAAAGUCGCAGGAGGAGUUCGAGAGAGAGAUGAGAAAACUCGGGAAGCUGAGGCACAAGAAUGUGGUGGAGAUUAAAGGGUACUAUUGGACGCAAUCGUUGCAGCUCUUGAUCCACGAGUUUGUUUCAGGCGGAAGCUUGUACAGACAUCUCCACGGAGAUGAGAGCCUUUGCCUAACGUGGCGUCAACGUUUCAGCAUUAUUCUAGGGAUAGCAAGAGGUCUUGCUUAUCUGCAUAGCAGUAACAUCACUCACUACAAUCUGAAAGCAACGAAUGUGCUCAUAGACGCCACAUGGGAGGCUAAAGUCUCUGACUUUGGGCUGGCCAGAUUGUUGGCUUCGGCGCUGGACAGGUGUGUCUUGAGUGGCAAGGUACAGAGCGCGUUGGGGUACACAGCCCCGGAGUUUGCAUGCCGGACAGUCAAGAUAACCGACAAGUGCGAUGUUUACGGGUUUGGGAUCCUGGUGCUUGAGGUGGUGACAGGGAAGAGGCCCGUGGAAUACGCUGAGGACGACGUAGUGGUGCUGUGUGAGACGGUGAGAGAAGGGUUAGAAGAAGGGAGGGUGGAGGAGUGCGUCGACCCUCGGUUGAGAGGGAAUUUUCCGGCGGAGGAGGCAAUACCGGUGAUUAAACUAGGGCUGGUAUGUGGGUCCCAAGUGCCGUCGAAUAGGCCGGAGAUGGAGGAAGUAGUGAAGAUAUUAGAGCUCAUACAGUGUCCCUCUCAUGACUUAGAGUGAUUCAUCCACUACGGAUGAAUCAAUCCUCCUUGCUUGUAUUUCUUCAUUCCUUUCAGUUUUCAUAUAUUAUCAUAAUAUAGUGUUCGUCUUUUCUAAAAAAGGUUAUUCUCGUGAGUUCACCAGUUAAGUUGUGAAUCUUUUUACACUUGGUUUCAUAGCAAUCACAAUGUUGAAGGUUGGUUCAUAAAGUAGAUCACUCUAA
Molecule: messenger RNA, 3325 nt
Organism: Arabidopsis arenosa
Lineage: Eukaryota; Viridiplantae; Streptophyta; Magnoliopsida; Brassicales; Brassicaceae
Source: the annotation of a GenBank genome assembly